This is a messenger RNA of Penicillium cosmopolitanum, 1224 nucleotides long. RefSeq lists its product as uncharacterized. The record is from RefSeq and is a predicted model, not a curated record. Lineage: Eukaryota; Fungi; Ascomycota; Eurotiomycetes; Eurotiales; Aspergillaceae. The transcript has 2 exons. The coding region runs from base 1 to 1224 and encodes 407 amino acids.
AUGCCCACAACGAUCCCGCUGGGAAGGGGUCAGCCCUUUAACACUAGAACUUCACUCUCCACGUCUAGCCCGCGACCGCCUGGUAGCGAAUCUACAACCCGUGACUCCGAUCUGUCCCUCUCCCAUCUUCAUGACCGCGUGAAGCAGCUCCAAUCCACCGUCCUUACGAAGGAAGACUAUGUCGACCGCCGGAACCGCGAGAAUGAACACAUCCGUCGUGAAUUGGACACCCACCGUGCUACCUUCGACCGUAUUGAACAUAACGUCGCGGCACUGCGCUCAGAUGUCGACCAGAAGUUCCAUCAGCUGAAGUCGCGCCUGGAACACUCCGACCGUGUUCGCUUCAACUCUCUCGCCCACACCACACAUGCUCCUAUCAGCCCUGUCCCUGUCAUCGCCGAUGACGGUUCUCCUGUGUGGCCCAAAUACUUCCCACGAACUGUUUGGAGGUUCUGGUGUCUCAAGAACAAAAGUCGAGUUCAUCGUUUGGUUGAACUCGCGGAAUUUUAUCAACUGGGCGGUUACAAGGAUUGGUCUCGGAUACCGCAGACUGACAUAUCUCCCGACAGCGACUCAAGUGAUUCCGGUGAUGAAUCCUCCGUUAUAACUCGAGAAGAAGCCGUCCGUCGCUUCCCCGAAACUGCACAUCGAGUACUCGCAGCCACUCUAGGCCUUGUGUACUACAACAUUCGCAAUGAGAUGGGCGAAGACCCCAGUGCCAUGCCUUCUCGUCCGCUGAAGCGUCAGCAAGAAGACGCUGUUUCCGCCAGCGCCGUUACCAAGACCGAAAAGCUUGUAAAGAUGCCGCGCAGAACUAGUGUCUCCGACACUUACUUGGAGCGGUUGAUCAAGGGUCCCUCUGUGGCCGAAUCUCCGUCAUCCGGUCCCAAGGAGUUUGACGAGUUGGGAUGGAAUCCAUUUCCAGAUGUCUCCGAGGACACGAUGAGCAAGCUGCGAUCAAUUGACCUGCAGGACAUUGGGACCGUCCUUCGUGCUUUAGAACGAGGUCGUCUCAGAUUGAAGCCCAGUAAUUCCGAGAGGGCGGGCAUGUCUCCCGCUGAGUCCAAGGUCAGCAGCCAUGGACUACCAGUCAAGUCAGUUCAAAAGUCCGAUGUGCCUACUGAGCCACAAACUCCUACCCAGCCUUUUUCUGAGCCGUCUCGCAAGGAUAAACCCGGUCCUGAGACUGCAAGCAGUUCCCAUUCGGAUAGCGCAACAUCUUGA